AUGCAGGGGAGGAACAGAAUGUUGCGCCCUGCGCCAAUCCGUCCAACCAACCAGCCAGCCGCAGAACCAACAACCGAAACGAGGGCGCAGGUAGCAAGCUACUACUGCAAACAGCAGGAGCUCAGAACAGCGCGCCAAAAGCAUCGGAGAAAGGUGUUUAAGGUGGUCCGGAGAGGCUACUUCGAGAAGGAAGACGAUGAGAAGUUGCGAAACCAGCUACAAGGCAUCCAUAUUUCUACCAAAAUGCAACGAAACGCUGACAUUCCACCGGAGCGCCACCGCCUUGCCGCCAUUUUAGGUGAUUUUGAUGACGAUUUAUCUGAGAAGCAAGUUGUGGAGAGGAAAGUCGACGCCAUUAACGCUGUGGUUGCCUAUUCGUCUAAUUGCAUUAACGCAAUAGCAAAAACGCAUCAUGUACCGGCUAAAGAGGCCAGUUUGGCAUUCGCAGGCCACAACACUGGCGCAAGAAUAAUGAUCUAG
Molecule: messenger RNA, 480 nt
Organism: Pochonia chlamydosporia 170
Lineage: Eukaryota; Fungi; Ascomycota; Sordariomycetes; Hypocreales; Clavicipitaceae
Exons: 1
Coding region: 1-480 (159 amino acids)
Source: RefSeq, a predicted model, not a curated record